Lactuca sativa (garden lettuce) is the source of this 1625-nucleotide messenger RNA. RefSeq lists its product as uncharacterized. NCBI's taxonomy places the organism in Eukaryota, Viridiplantae, Streptophyta, Magnoliopsida, Asterales, Asteraceae. The record is from RefSeq and is a predicted model, not a curated record. Gene Ontology annotation, molecular function: DNA binding.
UUAUAGCAUUUGGUAGACAUGAUUCUCCGUCUUCACGCGAAUUGGCCUCCAUUUUUUGCCAGUUCAGCUACAGCCUCCCUUCCCUCCCCACACCAAAAUCACCACCACCACCACCUCCAUCUCCACUUUUACCAAUCUCAUCCACACAAUCGACGCCGCCAUUAACCAUUAUCUUCUUCCUUUUCUACUUGUACAUGUUUAAUUUCCCCAAUUUCUCUUAACUCUCUCUCUCUAGGGUUUUUCUCGAUCAAAUCCCAUCGCUGACAAACGCAGGCAUGAGGCGUUCUAGGCACAACAAUGCAUUACAAGUACACGAUGAUUGGCCAAUCCGAAAGGCCCUCACACUUUCAGACGUUGACAUAACUCACCCCUUUCUCACUCUCCCUCGUCAGCCAGUUGAGACCUACAUCCUUGUCCAUCUAACACAGCUUGAACGCGAUCACCUUCUAAACAGAGAGCAAGUAGCCAUCAAUGCUCAAGAUGAUGACACUGGUGAUCUUUAUGUCAUGAAGUUAAAAUGGCGUGGAAGUUAUUACAAUCUGAUUGGCAAAUGGGGAAGAAUCGUACGUAGCAAAGGACUCGAUGUUGGAAAAGAGAUCAAAAUCCGUUGGUUUAAUGGAUGCCUUCACUUUUCAGUCCCUCAACAACAAGUUCUUGCUAUUCCACCCUUGCAAAUCAUCCCUGCACCUGUACCCCAUCAUGAUCAAUGGCCAAUUAGAAAAGUUUUAACUCUAUCUGAUGUGGACACAAACCACCCUUUUCUACCUUUAGCAAGAAGAUCAGUUGAAGACCAUAUUCUUGUCCAUUGGACGCCUCAACAAAGAGAGCUUUUGAGAAACGAAGAACAAGUCAAUUUGAAUGCACGCGAUGUUGAUACAGGGGAUAUAUAUGUCAUGAAGCUGAGGUGGCGUGGUAAUUAUUAUAAUCUAAUAGGAAAAUGGGGAAAGAUUAUCCGUAGCAAGGGACUAGGGGUAGGGAAAGAGAUCAAGAUAAGAUGGGCUAAUGGCUGCCUUCAUUUUUCUGUCCCUUAUGAACAGACUGUGGUCCCUACAACAAUCCCAGUGAUACAUCAUCAUCAUCAUCAAGAAGAAUGGCCAAUUAAAAAGGCUCUAACUUCAUCUGAUGUGGAUACAAAUCAUCCUUUCCUCACAUUACCUGGGAAAUCAAUUGAAGAUCAUAUUCUUUUGUAUUGGGCAUCACAGGCACGAGAGCAAUUAAGAAAUGAGCUUCAGAUAAAUGUAAAUGCAAGAGAUUAUGACACAGGUGAUCUUUUUUUAAUGAAGUUGAAGUGUCGUGGGAGUUACUAUAAUCUUAUUGGAAAAUGGGGUCAAAUCAUCAGAGGGAAAGGGCUGCAAGUUGGACAGGAGAUUAGGGUUCGUUGGGAUAAUGGGUACUUGGUUUUUUCAGUUCCUCAAUGAUAUAGUAAUACUGAUAUCAGGUUAUUAGGUAGAAAAAUUGACGAAAGUACUCGAGUUACAUUACAUGCUCAAUGCUCAAUGAAUGUUUUUUUUUUUGCUUUGUAAAUCUGGAAAUGUGUCGUUAGUUGUUACCAGUUUACACGGUUGUUUAUAUUGGUAAUGACAUCAGGUUUAAAUUUUUAUUAAUUCUAGUCUUUGGUUUUCUCA